AUGGAAUCCCUCACGCCCCUCUUUGUCCGUCAGAGGUUCCUCCACCGCAAGCUCGACAUCUACGGCAAGCGCUACGGCGAGCAUAUCAGGACCCUUGACGAGGAUCGCCAAAUUGCUCAGCAGUUCUGCCCUAAAAUGAUGAAAGCGUUCGACCAGCACCAGCGCUUCGAGAUGUUCAGACUGAAGGAACGCAUCGGUGAAAUCAUGGAGAAGAUCGAAGAUGUACAGAAGAAGAUUGAGCAGAAGCUUGAGGAGUUGAGGAGCCUCUGGAUUCUUUAA
This is a messenger RNA of Morchella sextelata, 279 nucleotides long. RefSeq lists its product as uncharacterized. The record is from RefSeq and is a predicted model, not a curated record. The transcript has a single exon. Lineage: Eukaryota; Fungi; Ascomycota; Pezizomycetes; Pezizales; Morchellaceae. The coding region runs from base 1 to 279 and encodes 92 amino acids.